AUGAGAAAUUCAACAUGUCUUCUUCAGCCAUCGUUAGCUACUACUGUAGCUCUCCCAGUCAUCUACUCUUUCCUGUUUCCUGCUGGAAGCUUUGGAAAUAUUCUCACUGCCUGGAUAUUUUCAAGGCAAACACCCACAAAAAGAACACAAUACAUUUAUCUGGCAAACCUUGUCACUGCGAAUUUACUCAUAUGUAGCACUAUGCCUUUUCUGGCUGCCUAUUUUGCAAGAGGGUACCAAUGGACUUAUGACUCUGUAGCAUGUAGAACAGCAAAUCACCUUGGGACUCUCAUUAUGCAUGUUAGUAUGUAUGUUACGAUUAUAAUUUUAUGUUCAAUUGCUCUAAGUCAGUAUGCAACACUGAAGAAAAAUGGUGAUACACAAUACUCUCAAGCAGUUAAUGACAAGUUUUACAGAUGCGUACUUAAAAAGUUUCGUCAGCCAAAAUUUGCUAAAUAUUUGUGCAUCAUUAUAUGGCUCACUGUGCUCUGCAUAACGGUAACAGCUAUAGCAUACAGUGUCCAAGCAAGGGAAGAAUUUCCUGGAUGCUACAACAUCAUGGUAGAAGCAGGUGAAUUUACCACAAUGACGGCAGCUUGUCUUGCCACUGCAUGUUUUUUUCUGUCUUUUCUGACAGUUUUGUUGUCAUACUAUUCCCUUACCAGACAUCUGAGUAAGAUACAAAAAAACACCUGUAUUGGAGAAAAACAUCUAAUUUACAAAACAGUGAAAAGAAACAUUCUUGUCAUCCAGAUGAUAUUAACUGUCUGCUUUCUUCCAUAUCAUAUUUUCAGGCCAAUUUUUUAUGCACUGCUUACAAAUAAUGACUGCCCAAGGUUAAACUAUCUAGUGGAAAUAAAAAAUUUCCUUACUUGUCUUGCUGCUGCUAAGAGCAGUUUAGAUCCAGUUAUAUACAUUCUGCUAGAUAAAACAUUUAAGAAAAGUCUGUAUGGCCUUUUUACAAAAUCCACAUCAGAACAUCACAAACGUAAAGCUGAUAUUUUCACUGAAGAGACUCCCGAAAUGUGA
This is a messenger RNA of Pterocles gutturalis (yellow-throated sandgrouse), 1029 nucleotides long. It is a transcript of the gene GPR82, whose product is annotated as G protein-coupled receptor 82. NCBI's taxonomy places the organism in Eukaryota, Metazoa, Chordata, Aves, Pterocliformes, Pteroclidae. The coding region runs from base 1 to 1029 and encodes 342 amino acids. Gene Ontology annotation, biological process: G protein-coupled receptor signaling pathway. The transcript has a single exon. Gene Ontology annotation, molecular function: G protein-coupled receptor activity. The record is from RefSeq and is a predicted model, not a curated record. Gene Ontology annotation, cellular component: membrane.